AUGGCGGCGGCCGCGGCUGCGGCGCUGCGGGCCUGGUUUUGGAACGAGCGCUUCUGGCUGCCGCACAAUGUGACGUGGGCGGACCUAGCUGGCGAGCCGGGCCCGCCGGGCAGCGGGCUGCAGUACCCGCGGGCGGGCCACGUCCUCUCCGCCUUUCCGCUGGCGCUCGGCAUCUUCGCUGUGCGGCUGCUCUUCGAGAGGUUUAUUGCCAAGCCAUGUGCCAUCCACCUUGGCAUUCAGGACAGUGGUCCUCACCGAGCCCAGCCCAAUGCAAUCUUAGAGAAAGUGUUUACAGCCAUCACCAAGUCUCCAGAUGGAAGGAGGUUGGAAGGUUUGUCCAAGCAGCUGGACUGGGACGUGCGGAAGAUCCAGCGCUGGUUUCGGCACCGGAGGAACCAGGACAAACCCAGCACCCUCAGGAAAUUUUGUGAGAGCAUGUGGAGGCUCACCUUCUAUUUCAGUAUAUUUUUGUAUGGGCUCAGGUUUCUCUGGACGGCUCCCUGGUUUUGGGACACACGACAGUGCUGGCACAGCUACCCCUUCCAGCCUCUCACAUCCAGGCUUUAUUAUUACUACAUCUUGGAGCUGGCCUUCUACUGGUCUCUGAUGUUCUCUCAGUUUACAGACAUCAAAAGGAAGGACUUCCUGAUCAUGUUUGUCCAUCACUUGGCUACCAUUGGCCUCAUCACCUUCUCCUACAUGAACAACAUGGUGAGGGUUGGGACCCUGGUGCUCUGCCUCCACGAUGCAUCAGAUUUCCUUUUAGAGGCUGCAAAGCUUGCCAAUUAUGCCAAGUACCAGAGGCUCUGUGAUGCCUUCUUCAUGCUCUUCGGGGUUGUGUUCAUCGUGACACGCUUGGGCAUUUAUCCUUUCUGGAUUUUGAAUACAACCCUGUUUGAAAGCUGGGAACUGAUUGGUCCUUACCCUUCCUGGUGGCUCUUCAAUGGGCUCUUGGUGACCCUGCAGCUCUUGCACAUCAUCUGGUCCUAUCUCAUCGUCCGCACUGCCUACAAGGCCCUGGUGCGGGGCAAGAUUGGAGCUGGACAGUUUCAGCCUUUGCAUGUCUCCAAAGACGACCGCAGUGAUGUGGAGAGCAGCUCUGAAGAGGAGGAGGGGACCUGCAGCAGCACCAAAGGAGCUCUCAGCACUUCCAGCAAUGGCUCCAACCCCAGCAAUGGCCACGUGGCUGCUGGCCAGUGGGCAGAAGAGGAGUAAGGCCUCAGGCUGGCCUUGAGCAAACACAGACUUCUCUUUCAGUAUCUAGAUGUGUUGAGCUCCACAUUCCCAAGUGAUCUUUA
Molecule: messenger RNA, 1298 nt
Organism: Indicator indicator
Lineage: Eukaryota; Metazoa; Chordata; Aves; Piciformes; Indicatoridae
Gene: CERS5
Product: ceramide synthase 5
Exons: 11
Coding region: 1-1215 (404 amino acids)
Biological process (GO): ceramide biosynthetic process
Cellular component (GO): membrane
Molecular function (GO): sphingosine N-acyltransferase activity; DNA binding
Source: RefSeq, a predicted model, not a curated record